AUGUUCGUCAUCCGCACGCUUCCUCGACUUUGUACAUAUAUUACAAUAGAUACAAAGGACUACUUUCCUCCUUUCUUGUUCUUUUUGUUUCUGUUCUUGAAUCCCUUCUUCUGGGAGUGCUUCUUGUUGAACUUUAUACUGUCAGACAAACUUCUGUCUCCAAGUCCAAUUUCACGCGACACGGCGGUGCCAGCCUCCACGCCAAACUUCUCUAUUCUAGCCAAGUCAUUUCGAGAAGCUUCGGCUGCUGCUUCGUCACCGAAUUUUUCAGCUCGUUUGAUCUUUUUUUGUAACAAUUCCACUGCUAAUUUCUUCCUCUCUUCUGGUGACAAGACUUUUUUCUCGGGUUUGCUCUCCUUUUGUUCCUCUUCCUCGAUAGCAGUGUUCUCCUUAGCAGGCUCAGCAGCAGCUUCAUCCGCUACAUCUUCUUCUUUGAGUUCUUCUUCAGGUUUGGUUGCUUCAUUAUCACCAGCCGUGGAAUUUUCACCGCCAUUCUGA
This is a messenger RNA of Meyerozyma guilliermondii ATCC 6260, 498 nucleotides long. RefSeq lists its product as uncharacterized. The record is from RefSeq and is a predicted model, not a curated record. The transcript has a single exon. Bases 1 to 498 code for a protein of 165 amino acids. NCBI's taxonomy places the organism in Eukaryota, Fungi, Ascomycota, Pichiomycetes, Serinales, Debaryomycetaceae.